This is a messenger RNA of Penicillium antarcticum, 885 nucleotides long. RefSeq names its product sugar phosphate isomerase/epimerase family protein. Lineage: Eukaryota; Fungi; Ascomycota; Eurotiomycetes; Eurotiales; Aspergillaceae. The record is from RefSeq and is a predicted model, not a curated record. Bases 1 to 885 code for a protein of 294 amino acids. The transcript has 7 exons.
AUGAAAAUUGACCGCUUUCGCUCUGUCUGGGGAAUUGCCCCGGGUUCCAACCUUGACAACUGGGCUCAGGAAUUCCCGCAAUUGAAGGCCCAUGGAUAUAGUGGUGAAGUAGACAUCCAUGGGCUUGAACCAAGCAAGGACUUCCCACACCUGAAGGAACUUUGUGACCAGAAUGGCCUCGAAAUCGGAUUGAUGUUCCACUCGUCCUGGUAUGGAUACCUCGAUCCUCGCCCAAUGGGCACAAAAGCAGACCACCAUUUGACAAACUAUCGACACUUCCUCCAAUUGGUUCAACAAUUGAAGCCUUCAUAUAUGAAUUUCCAAUCCGGCGAGGAUCUUUGGGAUGUCGAAGAGUCUAUCAAAUUCUACAAGGGCACACUGGUUGUUGACAAGGAAAUUGGAGUCUCCGAUCGUGUCUGGCACGAAACGCACCGCAACCGAUCCCUUUUCAUGCCUUAUGCCACACAGCGCAUCCUAGAAGCUGUCCCAGAACUCCGAAUCAACGCCGAUUUCUCCCACUGGAUGGUUGGAUGUGAGCGAGUCCUCGAUAUCAGCGAAGGUGACAAGCUCAUGAUGAAUGCAAUCAUCCCACACGUGUACCACAACCAUGCACGAAUCGGAACAACACAAGCAUCGCAAUGCCCAGAGCCGACCAACCCUGUCUUUAAAGAGGAGAGAGAAUGUUUCGAGAGAAUCUGGAAACAGGUCAUCGCGGCUCGGGUCAAAAUCUCUGGGUCCGAUUCGAGACUUAUUUUCGUGCCGGAAUAUGGACCAUUCCCGUAUCAUCCUAUCGGCAGCACUAAGACUCAUGGCGAGGUUGCGGAUGACGAGGGUAAGCGUUUGGAGGCUUUGUUCGGGGAGUAUGCUGCAAGUUUGACUGUUUGA